Lactuca saligna is the source of this 294-nucleotide messenger RNA. NCBI's taxonomy places the organism in Eukaryota, Viridiplantae, Streptophyta, Magnoliopsida, Asterales, Asteraceae. The record is from the annotation of a GenBank genome assembly.
AUGGCAGCACUACCUGACUCAGGUUGUAAAAAGUGGAAGACACUAACACAAAACAUCCAGGAUGGUUCAUGCAAUGGCCUCCAACACUAUGCUGCAUUGAGAAGAGACACUUUGGAAGUUGCUACAGUUAACUUAGUUGCUGGGGAGAAACCUUCUGAUGUUUACUCAGAGAUUGCAACAAGAUCGGAGAAGUGCCAGAGUGAAGAGGAAGCAACUCGUGGUCGAGGGAAAAGGGUAAGAAAACUUGUUUCCUGUAGGGAAGCAUAUCCCCCCUUCACCCAACAGAUCAGGUGA